CGCGCGCAUUCUUGACGUGGUGUGUCUAAGCUGCCCGAUGUUGUUGUUUUAUCACGAUUAUCUAUGAAAGUACGCAUCGGACACUGGUGACAUUUAUGGCUCCGGCAGACACGAUGCCCGCGCUACUGGGGACCGGCGACCCGUCGGCCCCGACCGCCUCGCUCGACGCUAACUUUUCGCUCGGCGACUGCGCCGACUGUCAGCUGUGCGGGUUUGCCGAGUCGUGCAACACGCACCUGUACUCCGAGGACAUGUGGAAGAAGUUUGAGCUGUUGCCGACACCGCCGCUGUCGCCAAUGCACGGCUCAGACGACGAAGCCCCGGACCUUGUGAAGCCCUUUGACGACCUGACAACCAUCGACGACUUGAUAGCUACGUUCGAGGAUUCUGUGAAACCGUGCACGGGACUUGACAGCAGCUUCCUUCGCUCGCCGCUCAUUCAGGACUGCAUGUGGUCAGUCGGCUACUCGAUCGAGGACCUUGUCGCAAAACCCGCACGAAAAACAAACUCAAAGUCGACUUUGUAUCGCAACGGCGACGGGGCGACCCGGACGAUAUCGACGUGUGACGACGACUACACAAACUCUGUCGCCUUGCCUGUGGCGGCGACGGCGGCGUCCGAGAAACAAGAGUACAGCUCCACCGAGUGCGUAGACCCGGCGCAGGUUUUCCCCUACCCGUACAACUCCGAUCACAGUUACAGUUGCCGGAGUAGCAGUAGUGGCAGCUGUACGAAUCCCAGCAGCCCGAGCAGUACCACCGGAUCGGACAGACGGAAGGCGGUACCGCCCGGCGUGCAGACACCCAGUGACAGUGAGGAGGAGAUCGACGUGGUGACGGUGGAGAGGAAGGCGGCGGCGGCCGUCGCGCGGACGAAGACGCUGCCGCGGUCUGUGCAGCGACAGCAGGCGCACGCGUGCAAGCUAAAGGAACAGCUGCUGCAGGUCGCUCAGAUGGCCAAGCAGCACAAUACGACGCUGAAAAUAGGCGGCGCCACCGUGCGCUCGUCCCCGCAGAAGCGCGGCCGCGACGCGUUCUCCGACGCGACGGCGGCGAAGCGGAUGCGGGCGGCAGCGACGGUGAUGCUGACGCCCCCUGGCAGCCGCGGCGGCUCGCGGCCGUCCUCACGCUCGUGUUCGGACAGCGAGGAGGGCGGCGGCAGCGGCAGCGACGGCCGCAUGAAGGCGAGCCACAACGACCUGGAGCGGAGGCGGCGCAACGAGCUCAAGUGCAGCUUCUACUCGCUGCGCGACUGCGUGCCCGAACUCUGCCGGCAGGAGCGCACGCCUAAGGUCGCCAUACUGAAGAAGGCGACGGAGUUUGCGCGCGAGCUGACGGCCGAGGCGGAGCGGCUCGCCGCCGAACGCGACCGCCAGGUGGCGUGCCGCGACGCGCUGCGGCGGCGCCUCGCCACGCUGCAGAAGCGCCAUUUCGUCGAGAUCGGCGUCGAGAUCGGCGUCUAGAUGGCGCCAUAUAUCUCUCCCGGUGAUGGGCUGCGGACGAUGGAACGGGCGAACAGUUUGCGGCGCUUUGCAGCGCGUGCUAAUGUAGCAUCGUGUCUGUGAGGGGGCGCUAGUGUAGCAUUUCGUCUGACUGGUAGCGUCGAAUGUGUAAGGGGUGCUGGUGUAGCGGCACGUGUGUGUAGGGUGCGCUAGUGUAGCAUCACGUCUGUGAGGGCGCGCUAGUGUAGCCCCGCGUGUGUGUUUGUGGGGGGGGGGGUGCUGGUGCAGCCGCAGCCGCGUUAGGUUCAUUAGCCCGUGUAAUCACUUGACGUAUCCGAGUUCUUUCCAAGCAGUUACUGUUACCCGUGACGCCAGACAACUACGUUGACAAAAGUUGCAUACAUCUAGCUACCUCUCUUGUUUCUAUAUAUAUAUAGUUGCGGUAUACUUGUUGUAUAACAUAUACGAGGUCCACGGCCAUCCUGACAUACCUUAACCUUUAGCUGUCUAGGUUUUUGUUAUUGAUUGUAAUCUUGAGCGCGAUUUAUGUGGACAUAUAUAUAUAUAUAUAUAUCGCCGCGUGUGUCC
Priapulus caudatus is the source of this 2030-nucleotide messenger RNA. Its product is annotated as myc protein-like. The transcript has 4 exons. Lineage: Eukaryota; Metazoa; Priapulida; Priapulimorpha; Priapulimorphida; Priapulidae. Gene Ontology annotation, biological process: regulation of transcription by RNA polymerase II. The record is from RefSeq and is a predicted model, not a curated record. Gene Ontology annotation, molecular function: RNA polymerase II cis-regulatory region sequence-specific DNA binding; protein dimerization activity; DNA-binding transcription factor activity, RNA polymerase II-specific. The coding region runs from base 96 to 1463 and encodes 455 amino acids.